CGACCAGCCAUGUUCCUCGUCAACCGCCUCUUUGGCAUGGCCGCACCCUCGGGCCCCGCUCCCGAGCUAACCACACUCGACGGCGGCCGCCUCUUCCUCGUCCGCCCCGACUCGCCAAAGGGCGCACGCGAGUGCAUCUUCAUCGACGCCACCCUCUCGAUCCGCAAGACGACCCACCCCAACAUGUUCCAGCUCGUCGUCACCCGCGCCUUCGAGGACGGCGAGGAACAGCUCCUCGACGACGACGCCGAGUCGACCGACGAGCGCUCGUUCCUCCUCGACUCGAGCCUGUUCCUCUCGCUCGGUCCGACCCUCGACCCGACCGCCACCUCGAGCCCGGACGAGCCCCGCCCGUGGUCCUUCACCUGGCUCGACCCGGACGGCGACUCGCCCGACGACGAGUUCGAGUUUGUCCUCCCCGCGACCCGCAACCCGCGCCAGGAGCAGGCCGCACGUGACUUUGAGCGCCUGUGCUGGAGGUGCAUGUGGGAGCGCCGCGAGGGCCGCGACUGGCCGAGUGACGACCGCGACGCCCAAGCCGCAGAGCUCCACCUCGAGGACGACUUCAAGGUCGAGCGCGCCGCCGCUCCUCCCGCCCCGUCACCCCUGUACCCGACCCUCCCCGCCGGCUCGUCCGCCCUCUCGACCCCGUCCCGCACCUCGGCCGCCUCGUCGACCUACGGUACGCCCCUCGAGACCGCCCCCGCCGCGGCGCGCGCGCCGGCCAAGACGCCCCUGUUCCGCUCGAGCACGCCCGGCUCGGACGACGACGACGACGACGAGCGCGACGCGCCCGUCGCCCAGCCGCAGUACGACGACGACGAGUACGACGGCGGUGUCGCCCCGAGCGACGGCGACGACGACAGCGCCGACGACCUCGCGCAGCAGCUCGAGCACAAGGCCGUCCUCGCGCCGCCCGUUCCCGCGCCGGCGCCGUCCACCGCCACGCCCGCCAACACCAAGGGCAAGGGCAAGGGCAAGGCGUCGCCUUCGUCGUCGACCGCACCGACCGCCGUCACGGACGACCCGUACGCGCCCGCCCUGCGCCGCCCUCCUCCUCCGCCCGCACCGCCCUCGGCCUCGACCUCGAGCGCGGCCGGCACCGGCUCGGCGCCCGACAAGCUCCUGAGCGUCUCGGCGUCGCUGCACCUGUACGACCGCGCGACGGGCCUCUUCAUGCAGCAGGACGCCGACGUGCGCGCCGAGCUGUACCGCACGGCGCCGUCCGCCCAGUGGCUCGUCGUCGAGAGCGUAAAGGACCAGGGCGAGGUGUGGGUCAGCCAGGCCGUCGACAAGGACACGACCGUCAAUUUUGCCGAGCGCGAGCGAGCGAUGGUGUUCAACUACACGGCGCCGGCGCCGGCGUCGACGGCCGACUCCGGCGAUGCCGCUCCGGCACCCGAGACGUUCACGUGGCUCCUGCGCCUGUCGGACGACGCCGCGUUCGUCGCGCUGCAGCAGGCCGUGAGCGCCGCCCUGUUCGAGGACAAGCACGGCGCGGGCGCGUGGAACCGGAUGAAGGCCGACGAGCGCGAGUACGCGCGCCAGGCGUGGCUCGAGGAGGACGCCGAGAUGUGGGACGCCGAGGCCGAGGAGCGCGAGAGGGACGACGCGAGGGACGAGGAGGAACGGCUCGAGGCGCUCGAGGAGGAGGACGAGAGCGAGGACGACGAGCCGCAGGCGGGCAUCAGCGACGACGACGACGACUCGGACGACGACGCCCGUGCGCCCUCGGCCGCUCGCGCUUUCUCGUCGCGCCAGCCUAAACAGCUCGCGAUCGGCGCAAAGCGUCGCGCCAAGAACAGUGCGCUCGCCGUCGGGUACAAGGAGGACCUGUCGUUCGUCGUCCAGGGCGACAUGAUCGGCGUCUUCAAGCAGCAGCGCGAGGGCGGCAAGAAGCUCAAGUUCGUGACGAGCAUCGUCAACAUCGCUGCGCCGGGCAAGAAGAACUUUGCGCCGGGCAAGGUCAUGCUGCACAACCAGGACACGUCGAUGAUCCUGCAGAACCCGCUCGCGUCGGGCUCGCUGUACCGGCUCGACCUCGAGACGGGCAAGGUCGUCGACGAGUACAAGGUCAGCGACGACUUUGGCGUCACCAACUUCCUGCCGGGGAGCAAGUUUGCCCAGACGACCCAGCAGCAGACGUUCAUCGGGCACUCGUCCAACGGCCUGUUCCGGAUCGACCCGCGCCUGUCGGGCACCAAGCUCGUCGAGAGCGAGUUCAAGCAGUACGCGACCAAGGCCGACUUUACCGCGGCGGCGACGACCGAGUCGGGCCGGCUCGCCGUCGCGAGCAGGAAGGGCGACAUUCGCCUGUUCGACAAGCUCGGCAAGAUGGCCAAGACGGCCCUGCCCGCGCUCGGCGACGAGAUCCUCGGCGUCGACGUGAGCGCCGACGGCCGGUGGGUCCUCGCGACGUGCAAGACGUACCUGCUCCUGGUCGACACGCGCAUCCCCGAGUCGAGCUCGAGCCGGUACGCCGGCCACAGCGGGUUCGACAGGAGCUUCCCUGCCGCCGAGAAGCCGACGCCCAAGCGGCUCACGCUCCGUCCCGAGCACGUCGCCCACAUGCAGGAGGUCCAGGGCGGCGAGGGCGUCAGCUUCACGGUCGCCAAAUUCAACACAACCCUGAGCGGCGAGGCCGAGACGACGAUCGUCACGUCGACCGGGCCCUUCAUCGUCGCGUGGAACUUCCGCCACGUCAAGGAGGGCAGGCUGCACAAGUACACGCUGCGCAGGUUCACGGACACCAUUGUCGCCGACAACUUCAAGUUUGGCGGCGACCGCGAGAUUAUCGUGACGCUGCCCGAGAACGUGCUCGUCGAGGACAAGAAGAAGCUCAAGGCUCCCACGCGCGACUCGAUCGUGCAGACGUGGGACGGCCGCUAGGCAAGCCUCGCCGCCCUCGACCCUCUCGACCUUCCCGACUUACACCAUCUCGUCCUCGCCCCUCGACUCUCCUCUUCGGCCUCCCCUUACCCUCUACGCUCACACCUGUUCGUCCCUCGUCCCCCUCUGUCUGUUCCCCGCCUCGGCUCGACUUUCGCCUUUCCUCCUCGUGCGCUCUCGUCGAGCGCUCUCCUCUCCCUCCUGUCCUUUCCCACGUUUCCGACCUCGCGCCCUCGUCUCGUAGCCCCCCUCUCUCUGUCUGUGUACGACCCCUAGCUGCAAUCCACGUCUGUCCACGUCG
Molecule: messenger RNA, 3190 nt
Organism: Rhodotorula graminis WP1
Lineage: Eukaryota; Fungi; Basidiomycota; Microbotryomycetes; Sporidiobolales; Sporidiobolaceae
Exons: 10
Coding region: 10-2889 (959 amino acids)
Cellular component (GO): nucleus; cytoplasm
Molecular function (GO): protein binding
Source: RefSeq, a predicted model, not a curated record